This is a messenger RNA of Trematomus bernacchii (emerald rockcod), 5069 nucleotides long. RefSeq names its product splicing regulatory glutamine/lysine-rich protein 1 (gene srek1). Bases 1760 to 2953 code for a protein of 397 amino acids. Gene Ontology annotation, molecular function: RNA binding. The record is from RefSeq and is a predicted model, not a curated record. Lineage: Eukaryota; Metazoa; Chordata; Actinopteri; Perciformes; Nototheniidae. Gene Ontology annotation, cellular component: nucleoplasm. The transcript is spliced from 10 exons.
CAAUGCCCCUCUGUCUUUCUCGUCCAAAGUGUGCUAUAUAAAGUACCGGGACCCCUCCAGUGUUUGUGUGGCGCAACAUCUCACCAAUACUGUUUUUAUUGACAGAGCUUUGAUAGUGGUGCCAUGUGCGGAAGGUGAGUGAAUGUCGGUUUCUUUAAAGUAAUACAAAUGCAAUGUACGAAUUGCUAUGAGGUCGUCCCUUUUGAAUCCAACCGUUUGGUGUUUUGGUUGAAUUAUGGGUUGUUUUCUUUUUCUCACAUGGAGUUGUGCCAGUUGGGUAGUCUUGAUUUUAGCCACUGAUGACGCUAGUUUUGUACACAGGUGUCUGGUUGUAUCACCCUAAAAAACCUAGCCAUCUUAUUUCCUGUAGUGCCCAGCCAAGGUUUCUGUUUGCUGUCACAAGGUUGUUUCUAUCAUUAGAGCAGUGAUGACUGUUUUCGAAGCUCCACUACAUCGCUUUACUCACUGUAAACACUGGAUUAUGUGAAACAAGUAGCUUGUGUAUUUUCUUUAAUAAACUGCCAUUACUUGUUUCAUGAAAAUAAGUCCAUGGUAUCACAGUUGAAUUAAUCCCCUUUCUCUCGCUUUCAUUUUUGGUGCUCCUUUUUCUUUAAACCUGCCUCUCUUGUGUACAGUCAAACAAAUGAUAUCACCUCUAACUUGAUGCUUUUUGUCCACCUGACUUGGUGCUGGAUGGCUACUGAGUUUAUUAAUUUGGUUUUGUAUGUUUUUUCUGUGUGAUUAUGUGUGCAUAUCAGAUGACUAGACUGGCCCAGCUGUUACACUACACUAGCCUGAGUCAGGCAUUGUUUUCCAAGCCACUAUCCCCGAUCGGGCCAACGCAGCCUUCAAGGGGGAAUGUGACCAGGAGAAUAGCCUGCUGAGCCUUCCAAGAUGGACACCUUGUCUCUUUUUAUUUAUUUAAUUUUUUAUUUUGGUUUGUUUCCUUUCAUACUUUCCCAUGUUGUCCACUCUCUACUGUCUCUAUCUAGAAACUAUAGUACUGCUUAUCUCUAGCUUUGUGUUUAUAUUUGUUAUUUUGGUUUGUUGUUUUGAUUAUUGUCCAACCCCCACCCCCCUCUCUCUUCCUGCUACAGCUGCAGCUUGUGUGUGAUUGAAUUCUGUCCAGGUUGCUACGGCAUACCGGUGGGAUGUGUAUCACACAUGGGAUGCUAGGAGGAUCACUAACACUUUACUCUCUUGUCGCCUACACCUGUUCACAUAGUGAGGAGCUAGACAUUAUGAAUGUGAGAACUAGUAGAAUAUUUUAAAUUCUAUUUACACUCACAUUACAGCUCUGCUAUGGAUGUUUAAUACAUUAUAAUAGCACAAAGUCACUCCAUUCAACAUCAUCUUUUCUUUUCAACAUGUGACACAUGAUUUAAAGCUUUGCGUCGCUAUUUGUUUUAUAUAUUUCCAGCACUAGAAGAACAUUUCCUGUGGUAAUCAUGCUCAGGGCUUCCAGCUACAAUGAACUGAAUUUGUAUAUGUUGUUUCUUAGUGGUCUUAACGUAGCUCUCUUCUCCAGCUAUAAAAGCAGCAACCCUUAAUGGAAGUGGAAUCAGAACAAAUAAAUCCUAAUUGGUUGUUUUUAGUCUUGGCUAACAUUUCCUACAGUUCUUAAAAUUGUUGUUCUUCUCUGUAUCUGAUGUCCUGUGUGCUAUUAGUGAUGCAGCCAUUGGGGUUGUCUUGUGUUGCACACCUUUCCAACACUGCGAAACGAUCGCCCCCACGGAAAAGCGCCCAUGCUUGAUAUCGUAUGGUUCAUGACCAAUAUGUUUCCAGUACAGGGAAAAUCCCAGAAGAGGCCAAAGCCUUGUCUCUUUUGGCACCUGCCGCUCCAGCACCUAGUCUGAUUCCUGGUGGGGGGCUGCUGCCAAUUCCUACUCCCGCUCCCCUUCAGAAUCUGAACGUCCCUGCAGUGAGUCGGCUGUCAGCUGCUCUGGACCCCACAGCAUCAUCACUCACCCAGGCCCCCCUCAUGGGAAAUGUGGACCCCUCAAAAGUGGAUGAGAUCAGGAGGACCGUCUAUGUUGGCAACUUGAACUCACAGACCACCAAUGCAGACCAGCUGCUGGAGUUCUUCAAGCAGGUGGGCGAAGUGAAGUUUGUGCGAAUGGCUGGAGAUGAGACCCAGCCGACACGCUUCGCCUUCGUAGAGUUUGUUGGCCAGGAGUCCGUCAACAGAGCCCUGACCUUCAAUGGAGUCAUGUUCGGAGACAGACCGCUGAAGGUGAAUCAUUCCAAUAACGCCAUAGUCAAACCCCCAGAGAUGACGCCACAGGCUGCAGCUAAGGAGCUAGAAAGUGUGAUGAAGAGGGUGAGGGAAGCACAGUGUACCAUUGCUGCUGCCAUAGAUCCAGCUGACUUAAAGAAAUGCUCCCCCAGUCGCUCUCGGAGAUUAUGUCGCUCCCGCUCACUGUCAAGAUCCCGCUCUUGCUCAAAAAUGCACAGGAAAAGAUCCCGCUCGAAACAAAGCAGACCAGCGCCAAAGUUGUGUCCCAGGAAUGACUCCCACAAUUCCCGGAGCAGCCACAGGAGGAGCUCUCUCUCCCGAGACAAGAAACAUAGUCGCAGUCGCUCUAGGGGCCAUAGGAGGAAGAGUAAGGAUCGCUCAAGGAGCCCCCGGAGGAAAGCAAAGUCACCCUCCCCAAAAAGAGGAAGGAAAGACAAGAGGAGGGAGCGCAGCAGGGACAGGAAGGAGCGCUCAACAUCCAGGAAGAGGAGCCGCAAGGACGAGGAGAAGAUGAAGAGCAAGGCCAAGCCAAUGAAGGUGGAAAGGGACUACGACAGGGAAGAGAAAGACGAAUAUGAAAGUGACAGAGAGGACACGCUCAGUGAGGACAUGAUGUCAUCACCCUGCGCCCAGCAGAACGGCAGCUACAAGACUCACAAUGAAUAUGCAUCAAUGGGUGCGGACAACAAGGGACUAUUCCAUCGCCAUGGAAACUAACCCUUUUUUUCGUCAAAUUAUGCAGCACCCAUCACAUGAGUAUAACCUCAUAUGCAGCAGAUAACCACUAACAACAGCAUGUUUGUCUCAUCACCAUCAUCAUCAUCACCAUCAUCACCAUCAUCAUCACCAUCAUCAUCAUUAUCAUCAUCAUCAUUAUCAUCACAACCUGAUUUCUAAAGCACAUCGUUGCAUGGACGCUGUUAUUCAUUCUCAAUAUCCCACUUUAAGGGCACUCGUAAGAUUUUGGGACUUGCAGCAGGUACACUUGAUACAAUGUACAAAAUCAGUACAACACUAAAUAAUACAAGCUUAGGAACACCGCAACAAUAACUGAACUUUAGACGUAUUGGAUUGCAUAACCCAAUAUAAAACAACAAAUGUUGCUUUCUAUUCCUCCAGUAAACAUCUCAACCACACUUAGUUGUUCAAAAAGCCUUUAUUGCCUUCAAAAUGAUCAGUAUUUGUGUAAUAGUGUAGUAAGUAUUCAUAGUUCAUAGUAAUGGUCUGCAAAGGCUAAAAUCCCCACUGACGGCAAGCUGCUGUUUUCUCAAUGCAUAGACAACUCACUUUAACUCUGACUGACCUAAUGCUUGGUCAAAAAAUGGGUGCAGCUCUGUUAAAAAGGCGCUUUUAUGCUUUUUGUAUAUGGAUCAGCAAAGACUAAAAUCGGAAAGUUAUCACCAGAGGGAGUUUCUCUCCAACACCCUCAUUAAUAGGGCCAUUUUUCACAAAAACUAAAACAUCCCUCUCUCUGACUGAGGUCUCAUGGGGUGUAACUGUUUUCUCUAAGUCUGCUUCUCUGGCCUUGGUGUGGCUGUGACAACAACUUCCCGUUUUCUGCUGGCUUAUUUACUGAGUGAAACAAAUGGUAACUUUUAAGGUGUAAGAACAUGAAGGAGUGUAUUGAAAAGUUGCCCUUUGUGGCGUUAAAGGGAGAUUUGACAACCAGGUUGGUGAAAUGUCCUUUUUCUCCCUGCUCUGCCUCCUGGAACCGGUCAACUGCUGUUGAGACUUGAAGUGUUGUAAUGUGAGAAUGCAAAAUUGUGUAUACUGUUCCUUUCAACAUGUUGCUAAUGUGUUUUAUAAAAAGAAAAAUGUCUGAUAUGGUCACCAUGAAUACAUCGUUUUAUAUUUUGUUUUAUGAGUGUACUUUCACUUGCUUUUAUAUAUUUCAGGCUAGUUGCUAAAUCAUAGCUGUCACAAUGUUUAUUUUUCCUGUUGUUGUUGUAAUGCUGUGAGAUAAAAAAAAAAAAGAAGGUAUUUACUGUUUUUUAAAUACUAAAAAAGCCUAUACUGUAAAAAAGAUGAUGGUGGUGUGCAAAAUGUGUGUUAACUCAUAUUGCUCUGAAGAAAGUGAGACGCAAACAGAGCCUGGAUAUGUCAAAGGUCAAAUAACUACUUGCACGCACAGAAGGGUCAAAAAGUGCCUAGACUAAGAUUGUACAGAAUAUUCUAAUGAAAUAUGGAGACUUAUUGACAGAUGCAACUUGGAAUUAUUGUUUAGGAUGUAAAAUACGUGAAGUUUAUGAGAUGUUAUAUUUAAGUAUUGUCAGCUGUCUUUAGUAAUGAAUAGAGUAGAUUGAACCUUCAGUGAAUUUGUCUUUUAUUUCACAAUCUGUUCUAUCAUUUUUUAAUUUGCUGUUCAGUUUGCAUAAUUGUGAUUGUGUCAAAGAUGUGUCCGCAAACUGGCUCCGCAUUAAAAUCAGUGCUUUUAGGAAAGCUUUAAUUUUAAAUGGAAUUUAAAUUCCACCUUUAUGGCUUUUACAAACCUAAUAGGUUAUUUUCUUUUUCUUUUCCCGUUUUUUUCAUUGACACAAAGCUUCAGUUUGAAGUGGUGAAGUCGUGAUAAUGUUUAAUAAAAAAUAAAAAAACAUUUUCAACACAAUAACACAAACCAUAUUUUGUAUCCACCAUGUAUUGUCAAUAUGUAGAAAAGAUUCAUGGUUUGUUCCUGGGGAUAAGGCACUUGAUAUCUGUGUUUGGGACUUCAUCUGAAGGUUUGGUGAAAACACUGUUUUUGAAGAGCCUGGAUGUAUGUGCUCAUCCUCAGUUUGAAACUGACAAAACAUCUGAUCUGUUUCCAAAAACACUCAAUAAAGACACUUUUCAUUCA